AUGGCCUCGAUCCCCAUCCCGACCUUUCGCGAUCCACCGUGGCCCGAGAAGUGCGUGGUGUGCGGGAGGGCCGCCUCCGACCCCCUCAUCCUCAGGAAAAUAUGGGGAAUCCUGUUAUUUGUGUCUAUUUCUCUGCGUCCCCGUUAUUUGUGUCUAUUCUUGGCAUCGCUCCGACGCGUGCAUUUUUUCGGCGAGAACCAUCGAGGACCAUCCCGGACCAUCGAGCAAAAAAACACGCACGAAACCGAAAAAUGCACGGGAAAUGGACGUCUGAGCGAUGGCAAGUAUUUAUUUGUGCGUCCCAGGGCCCCUUCACAGCCCUCGCCGCCCAGAGGGGAUGUUACGCUCCUGGGGAGGUGCAGCACGGGGGAGGUGGGCAGCUCAUGGUUCGACUCACGCCACGGCACCGCCCGCGGGCGCGUGCCGGCGGACAACGUCAAGGCCAAGAUCCAGGAUAAGGAGGGCAUCCCGCCCGACCAGCAGCGCCUGAUCUUCGCCGGCAAGCAGCUCGAGGACGGCCGCACGCUCUCGGACUACAACAUCCAGAAGGAGUCUACCCUCCACCUGGUGCUGCGCCUGCGUGGCGGCCACUGCCAGGUGCCGUGCGGCAUCUUCGACGAUCCCAAGCUCGUCGCCGAGCUGAAGGAGGCGUGCGCCACGAUCACCAAGGCGAUUGCGCAGGGCAACGAGCUCUUCGCGGGCACGAUGACCGCACAGUCGUUCAACCAGAUGACGCGCUGGGUGAACACGAAGGAGGAGCAUUGCUCGAAGAUCAUCUCGACGAUCGCCGAGUACUGCCUCUGCCAGCGCGUCAAGCCAGUCGGUGACCCCAAGACCCCGUUCAAGAGCGAGGGCGAUUACGUGGACGCUCUCAAGGCGCACCACGCGGCGAUGGCGGCCGCGGUGAAGGCGAAGCAGUCGGCUGAUCCAGCAGCCGCCGAGGCCCUCGCCCACGCGAUCGACGACAUGUGCAAGAUGUACAUGCCCGCCUGA
Messenger RNA from Prorocentrum cordatum, 993 nucleotides. The record is from the annotation of a GenBank genome assembly. Lineage: Eukaryota; Dinophyceae; Prorocentrales; Prorocentraceae.